ACUGGGAACAGUUUGUUGCAUGGAAUGGAAGAGAUCAAUGCCUGAACACCUUACGGCUGGCAAAAAAGAGAAGCGUCUCCAACAAAUUUCGCACCAAAGCCUUGGCGGCGAUCUGCAAUCUCGUAUCCUUAAACUGAAAAAAAUGCCCUCGGAUCACGCCCAGUUUUAUGCCGCCCAAGUGGUCCUAGCGCUGGAAUACCUGCAUGCUCUAGGCAUUGUAUUACGGGAGUUACGCCCAAAAAAUAUUUGGAUCUGCAAAGAUGGCUAUAUUAAGAUCGGGGACCUCGCUAAUGCGGUACGGCUCACGAAGGACACUGCAUUAACAGAAUGGAUCUAUGAAUAUAAACCUGGGACAAAAACUAACCGCGCACUGGGUAGCCAACCGCCCGAGGUGUGGUUGGCGCAGCCAUAUGACGAAAAUGUGGACUGGUGGAUAUUCGGUUUAUUCCUGUACGAACUAUAUUCGGGAAGCGAGACGUUCCCCGAAGAAUCGGUUUCAGCGCUGUAUGAAGAACAGAUGAAGCAGAAAAUUUUCAGCUUACAUUAUGACACGCCACGUUGGUUUGGCAAACUUGAUAAACAGAUUCUCAAACAAUUACUUGUUCUGAAUGCCCAAGAUCGGCUAGGAGCUGGUCCAGGUGGAAUAACAGCACUCAAGCAGCAUCCCUGGUUUCGAGGUUUAUCGUGGAACGGUUUAUAUGCCGGACUUGAAAAGGCACCAUGGAUUCCGAGCAAUUCGUACGAUGAAAUGGACCCAGGCGGUAAUUUUAUCACAUAUUCCGACGAUGGAGAAUUGUCAACGAAGAUCAAUAACCCGCUACCAUUUGGAUACCAAUUUCAAUACUUCUGAAGAAAAUCCGCAGCAUGGAAUGCCAGUUACUUUUACAGUGUAUACAAUCUGGGAAAUCUGGUUCAUCGUUUCUUCGCUUCAUCAUCUUUCGGCGGCCGAAGCAGGAGCGCAAAAAUAAACGCACGGACAAAUUGCUUGCCGAAUGGAGUCUGCAAAAGUACAGCGUUGGAUACGGAAUAUUUAGGAUGUUGACUCCAUCUUACCCCGCUACUUUUGGAGUCUUUUCCAACUUGCCACAAGAAUUCCAUUGCCGCACAGAUCAGCGCCGUGCCGAUACCUCCCAGCAAUACAACAAAAACCCCACCCACGUUAGCCAUUCCCAAUUCCGAAGCGCCGGAAUCGGAAGCGCCGGCAUCCGCGCAGAUCACCUGGCUUUUCCCUUUCCACCACUUAUCCUUCAGCACCUCCAACUCGCUGUUCUCCUGUAGACGGAGAAUUUCUUUAGAUAUCAGAUCGCGGUAUGGAGAAUCUGGAACAGGAUUCACUGCAUUGGAAGUUUUAAGUGAUGGUGUUUCCAUAAAAAAGGCAUAUUUGCCAUUUUUCACUGCCUGAAUGCCGUCUUGGCUACUUGUGUGGAAGUUCGUCGGAUCGGAUCGCAUAAACUGCCACAUUUUUUGAUACACCGGAUGUUUGGAUUCUUUGAAAAAAUUAUAAGUUGCACCGCCUUUGUAACAACCGUAGCGGAUAACUGUUUGUUGCGCUAAAUCAUCAGCGCUUCUGAUUGGUUGGUCGGUCCUUUCCACCGCCAAAAAAGCAGCCAAAUUUGCAGUGUAACUGGCAAUCAUUAUCUACAAAACAGAAAAACUAACAGUCGUUACUGAAACAGUUGCACAUUAAAUCGUGACCU
This is a messenger RNA of Paramacrobiotus metropolitanus, 1697 nucleotides long. RefSeq names its product cAMP-dependent protein kinase catalytic subunit 2-like. The transcript is spliced from 4 exons. Gene Ontology annotation, biological process: protein phosphorylation. The coding region runs from base 20 to 850 and encodes 276 amino acids. Lineage: Eukaryota; Metazoa; Tardigrada; Eutardigrada; Parachela; Macrobiotidae. The record is from RefSeq and is a predicted model, not a curated record. Gene Ontology annotation, molecular function: protein kinase activity; ATP binding.